Molecule: messenger RNA, 1350 nt
Organism: Arabidopsis arenosa
Lineage: Eukaryota; Viridiplantae; Streptophyta; Magnoliopsida; Brassicales; Brassicaceae
Source: the annotation of a GenBank genome assembly
GCGUGGAAUAUUUGAAAGACUGUUCAUCCGAAGGUGAAAUUCAUGGCUGAUAAGUACAACGUUGAGGAAGCAGAGGCUUUGGCCAAGAGAGCUUUGCAUUUACCAAUUGCACAGGCGACUCCGAUCUACGAGCAGCUUUUGUCAAUUUAUCCCACUUCUGCGAGAUAUUGGAAGCAAUAUGUGGAGGCACACAUGGCUGUAAACAAUGAUGAUGCUACCAAACAGAUAUUUAGUCGUUGUUUGUUGACCUGCCUUCAAGUUCCUCUUUGGCAAUGUUACAUUCGGUUCAUCAGAAAGGUCUACGACAAGAAGGGAGCAGAGGGUCAAGAGGAGACCACAAAGGCUUUUGAGUUUAUGCUUAACUAUAUUGGGACAGACAUAGCAUCUGGGCCUAUAUGGACCGAGUACAUUACCUUUCUAAAAUCUCUUCCGGCUCUGAACCUCAACGAAGAUUUGCAUCGGAAGACUGCUCUCCGAAAAGUGUAUCAUAGAGCUAUAUUAACUCCGACCCACCACGUUGAACAACUUUGGAAAGAUUAUGAGAACUUCGAAAAUUCUGUUAAUCGUCAAUUGGCAAAAGGACUUGUAAAUGAGUAUCAACCAAAAUUUAACAGCGCCAGGGCUGUAUAUAGGGAGCGCAAGAAGUACAUUGAAGAAAUUGAUUGGAACAUGCUUGCUGUCCCACCAACAGGAUCUUCCAAGGAAGAAACCCAAUGGGUGGCUUGGAAAAAGUUUUUGUCCUUUGAAAAAGGAAACCCUCAAAGGAUUGACACGGCCUCGUCAACUAAGCGGAUUAUAUAUGCCUAUGAACAGUGUCUGAUGUGUUUAUAUCACUAUCCCGAUGUAUGGUAUGACUAUGCUGAGUGGCACGUAAAAUCUGGUACCACGGAUGCUGCAAUCAAAGUAUUUCAGCGAGCUCUCAAGGCCAUUCCUGAUUCGGAAAUGUUGAAAUAUGCUUAUGCUGAGAUGGAGGAAUCUCGUGGAGCAAUUCAGUCAGCAAAGAAAUUAUAUGAAAGCAUUUUGGGGGUUAGCACAAACUCUUUGGCACAUAUACAAUUCCUUCGUUUUCUCCGGAGGGCUGAGGGUGUUGAAGCUGCUCGCAAGUACUUUUUAGAUGCUAGAAAAUCUCCUAGCUGCACAUAUCAUGUGUAUAUUGCUUUUGCUACCAUGGCCUUUUGUAUUGACAAGGAACCAAAGGUUGCACAUAAUAUCUUUGAGGAGGGGUUGAAACUCUAUAUGAGUGAACCUGUUUACAUCCUUGAGUAAGGGUCACUGCAGCUUUACUAAGAGUUCCAUUUUCUUAUGAUAUACUUGAAACUCUUCUUUGUUGAAGAAAAUAAUUAGACUUUA